GAUUUUUUCUACCUCCAGCUAAAGGGCUAAGUUGUAGGUGCAAUGCCUGCCUCGAUUUCCAAGGAGCCGCAGAAUGUACCUCUACCUCAAAGCCCCUCACCUUUGAGUGCAAACCAAAUACCCUUCUCGAAGAGGAAAGGAAAAGAGAAGCAGGCCACGGGAGUUAGCCAGAAGAGACGCGUUGCUCUCAAGUCUGUUGACACUACGAACUCCCGGAAUACCUCAGAUGUCGACUUGGACUGGGAUUGGGUAUCAUUAGCGGACUCUUACACUAGUAAGGUACCACCUGUGUUCACCAAGGAUGGAAGUUAUUUUUUUUCUUUGGCUGGACCGCACAUCAAAAUAUAUUCAGUUGCUACUGGCCAGGUCGUCUCGACACUAUCCGCACCUCAGUCUGCUUCGGGGGACAUUUCAUCGGAUUUGCUCACAUGCGCUAUCCUUAACCCACAUAAUGCUUUCCAACUAAUCACUGGCUCGCUAAACGGUCGUAUACAUAUAUGGGACUUCUUGGAUGCAAACCUAUUGAAGAUCAUAGACAUAUCCCAACCUAUCUAUCAUCUAUGUGCUCAUGAGAAGUACAAGGACGCCGUGUUUGUAGCCGUGGCCAGACCAAGUAAACACAAAAGCAAAGAUGACAAUGCUGUUGUCAUACGGGUAUCACUCAAGACCGCCCCGACAUCGAAACAGUCAUCCGUUCAAAAGUCCUCCGAGAUUUCACCUAUUGGAAAAACUCGUUUUCCUACUGGCCUAGCUUUGUCAGCCAGCGGCGAAUGGCUUGUCGCAACUGCUGGACACAAGGCAUAUGUAACAUCGCUCUCGUCUCCCAACCCGCAGUUUACCAAGUAUGUUUCCCCCGAGCGACUGUGUUGUCUUGCCUUCCAUCCCUCCGAAGACUACUUCGCGACUGGAGAUGGCAAGGGCAAUAUUCGCCUAUGGUAUUGUCUGAACGAUCAAGUGAAUGUGAAAGCAGUAGGGGUUGAGAAAAAGACCCAGACUUCCAGUUUCCACUGGCAUGCUCAUCCUGUCUCAUCCCUUGCUUUCACGUCCAAUGGCGCAUAUUUACUGAGUGGUGGAGAGGAGGCGGUAUUAGCUAUGUGGCAGCUGGAAACUGGGAAGAAAGAAUUCGUUCCUCGCGUUGGCGCACCCAUCAGUACUGUGUCACUCUCAAAAGCAGGCAACGAGGAGGAAUACCUACUAGGUCUUGCUGAUGGCACAUAUCUCUUUAUUAGUGCCGCUUCGCUCAAAAUAUCGCGGGGCUACUCGAAGAUACGACUAGAUCCUUCCCUCCUCCAAAAUGGGGCCUCAACCUCCAAAAUAACAGCGUCGCCUAUAGUCAUGCAUGCCGCCACAUCGACACUCAUUCUGCCAUCAUCCCACCCAUCAUCUUUACAGAUAUAUUCCCCCACAUCAUCUAAAUUUGUCUUUGAGCUAGAGGUAUCUCCGUCAAAUAGAGUGGCUCGGAAGGACGAGAGACCCUUGGAACCGGCGAAGAUAGAACGCACUGUGAUCAAUUCUUCUGGCGAGUGGAUGGCCACAAUAGACAGGCGUGAGGGUGACGCCAAUUCGCACGGAGAAAUUUAUCUCAAGUUCUGGUGGUGGGACCGAAAAGCUGGCUUCUGGAUAUUAAACACUCGCAUAGAUCGUCCCCACGGACUGAACAAAGUCACUGAUAUAGCGUUCAGUCCUUCAUUGGAUUCGGCGUCAUUGUUACUUGUGACAACAGGUGAGGAUAACAACAUCAAAACAUGGAACGUUAGAACAUCGAAGGAUAAAUCUGCCUCAGACUUUUGGGCGGUGCGUUCGACGUUUAGUUUUCGCUCGCAGACUCCCACAUCUGUAUCUUGGGCCCCCGACGCCUCACUCUUGGCUGUCUCGUUAGGCGUAUACACUGUUCUAUACGACCCCAUGACAUCUACAUCUCACCUCAUUCUUACAACUCCCGAAUGUCCUGAAGUCUCCUCUAAUUACUUUGUGGGUACCUCCGGACGAUACCUGGCCGUCGUGGGUGGUCACGACCUUGCACUUUGGGAUCUUGUUCUUCAGUCCGUCCGCUGGCAUUAUCGCUGUCCUUCCUCAAUCAAGAAUGUGCUCUCCCUCAAGGAUUCCUUCGUUGUCUUGUCGGAAGUCGGUACAACCACGUGUGCGCGUGUCUUUUCACCGACAUCCUCGGCACCCUCCCGCAGUCUCAAGUUACCGUUCAUACUCCGCGGCGUUGCUCCUUAUACCCCUACAAACUUUGUGGGUAUCACGCAUGAUUGGAAUGUUGUAGUCUUUGGUGACAAUGUGGCUGCAAUAUCCGAGGAAGGCUCGGCAGCACGCAGUAUCCCUACAUCCUCAGUUUCCCAAGCACGAACUCUCUUCCAAGAUAUCUUUGGAAAAUCCGCUUUUGCCCCUCAAUCUUUCACUUCAAACCGAUCCCCGUCUGCCACUGCUUCAGCACCCUCGAAGGUCCGAAGCCUAUUUGAUGGUCCAUCAUAUCUCAUGCCCCCGUUGGAGAGUCUCUUUGAAGACAUUAUGAACGACUCCCUCCAGCCUCGCCAGGUGAAGCUGACGAAAACUACAGAGGAGGACGCGGACAUGGAUAUGGUUGUUGACGAGCCUGCGGACGUACCGCCCCCAGUGGUCCGUCGAAAGCUAGUCAUGAACGAGGAAGAGAUGGAAGUGUUUGUUGACCUCUUCAAGGCCCACUCCCUGAAACCCAAAUCUCAUUCACAGCUCCCCUCUGCGCGCAAAGCAAUCACAAAUGGCGUCUCUAAAUCAAAGACGAAUGGGCAUUCCCCCUCUAAAAAGCCUUCAGUCAAUCUUACUCCCAAAAUCAUACCGCAAGGCCCUACACCUUCCAGUUCCCCUCUUCCCGUCAUGAAUGGCAAAAAGCGUAAAACAGUGUCUAAUUGACGUUAAAGUGUUUUGAUUUCUUCCCUUACCUGAGCAUACUACACAUCAAUUUAUAGCACUUGCAUUAUCUACAUUGUUUUCUGUGAAUAAUAUAUAUGGUCGUUCCGUCAAAUUCACUUAUCGCUCAUCGGCGAGAAGUUUAUUGUCCUGUUUGGCGUGUUCGACCUCGAGGUGUGGCAAGG
Desarmillaria tabescens is the source of this 3077-nucleotide messenger RNA. Its product is annotated as WD40 repeat-like protein. Lineage: Eukaryota; Fungi; Basidiomycota; Agaricomycetes; Agaricales; Physalacriaceae. Gene Ontology annotation, molecular function: RNA binding; protein binding. The transcript has 7 exons. Bases 43 to 2895 code for a protein of 950 amino acids. Gene Ontology annotation, cellular component: nucleolus. Gene Ontology annotation, biological process: positive regulation of transcription by RNA polymerase I; positive regulation of rRNA processing. The record is from RefSeq and is a predicted model, not a curated record.